ACCGGUAGAAGACAGAAACCCAGAAGCUCGGAAAAAUGGAAACGGUAAUCGGUGGAUACGACAGUAUACCUACAAAAAUGCCGACGGCCAUUUAAUUGAUCUUCGACAUGAUUCAGCCCGCACCUAUGCUGAAGAAGGUGGUAGAGGCACUCAAGAACCUCAUGUUAACGCUGGACCACAUGGUGAUAAACUCAAGCAACAUUACUAUUAUGGCGAACAACCAGGUGAUAACAAUAAAUAG
This is a messenger RNA of Rotaria sp. Silwood2, 241 nucleotides long. The record is from the annotation of a GenBank genome assembly. NCBI's taxonomy places the organism in Eukaryota, Metazoa, Rotifera, Eurotatoria, Philodinida, Philodinidae.